ACAGCGCCGACUGUCGGCAUGCUGCGAGCGGGAUGACGGGCCGAGGAGUGUUGCAGUUCUUACGGACGACGAACGUUUUUAUUACUUCUUAAUCCUGCCUAAAAUAACUUAAACGAGAAUGAACGAGAGGUAAUUAUACGGAUUGUGUUCAGUCGGAGUAGCAGAUUUUCCUGCACAGUCCCUGUGUGAAUGAUUGUCAAGAAAAUGGUUGGAUUUCAUUGGCUAGAUCUCGAGUUUGAUGAAUCCUUGUGACUGGAGACACAGAAGCCAGAAGUCUCGGUGGUAUCGUGAAGACGUGAACAGUACUGAUUUGAGCAUAUGGCAGAACAUGCGGAGCUGCUAGCUGAGAUGGCCACAAUCGGGCGUCUCUCAGCUACUGAGCGUCUAAAGCAUGCGCAGAAGAGACGUGCUCAGCAACUCAAAGGCUGGGCUAAGAUUGAGAAAGACACCGCUCGAGUUCAUAAAGAUGAUGGGAAAAGAAAGAAAGUGACCUUCCCCACCAACGUGACCUUACUGGAGGCUGCAGCUAGGAAUGACCGAGAUGAAGUGCAAGAGCUGCUGAAUAAUGGAGUCAGUCCAGACCUGUUUAAUGAAGACGGCCUCACAGCACUACAUCAGUGUUGUAUAGAUGAUUUUGUGGAUGUGGCACGUUGUCUUCUGGAUGCGGGCGCUAACGUCAACGCGUGUGACAGCGAGCUGUGGACUCCACUGCAUGCUGCAGCCACCUGCGGACACACCAACCUUGUCCAGUUACUUUUAGACGCGGGUGCAGAUCUGUUGGCGGCGAAUGCAGAUGGGAACAUGCCAUAUGAUCUGUGUGAGGAUGAUGCCACGCUAGAACUCAUAGAGAUGGUCAUGGCUGAGCAGGGAAUCACUCAGGAACGAAUAGAUGAAUGUCGUAGAGCCAAAGAGCGAGAGAUGCUGCAAGACUUGCACAAGCUGCUUGAGAGUGAUGGGAAUCUGGGUGUAAGGGAUGAGCAGGGCGCGAGUCUGCUGCACAUAGCCGCUGCUAAUGGGUACGUGUCUGUUGGCGAGCUGCUGCUGGAAAACAAGGUCUCUCCUGAUGAAAAGGAUGUUGACGGCUGGACACCCCUUCAUGCUGCCGCCUGCUGGGCACAGAUGCAGAUGGUGGAGCUCCUUGUGGCAAAUGGCGCGAAUCUGAACGCCAAGUCUGGUCUGGACGAGACGCCUCUGGAUGUAUGCGCUGAUGAGGAGGUCAGGGCCAAAAUAAUGGAGUUGAAACAGAAGCACGACGCCAUCAUGAAGGGGCAGGAGAAGCACAAGAGUGCUCUGCAGAGACUCGUGUCCAGCGCAGGCAGCAGAGGUAAAGUGGUAAAACGCAGCAGUGUAAAUGAGCGCAGCAGUCUCUACCGCAGAGAGCAUCAGAAGGAGGCUAUGGUGUGGAAGGAGAGACAGACAGAAGCACUGGACGAUGAUGAGGACAGACAGACAGACGCUGAACUCAACACUGCACAGGUGUCUGGCUUUGAUUCCUCCCCAAUCCCUUCAUCACAGGCUGGUGAUUUGCAGAAGGGAGCUCAGGAAUUGGUUUUGGGGAACGGCAGUGCACUCUCGUCAUCUUCAUCUCUUCCGGCGGAGGAUCUGGGAGGAGGCCUCAUGGACCGCAGCGCCUCCUAUCAGCUCGCCUCCGGAGGUGACGGUAUGAGCAGAGAGAGAUCUCACCACACGCUUGCCGAUCUCAAACGACAAAGAGCUGCCGCUAAACUUCAAAAACACCCCGCACCCCCGCUACCUACGUCCGCAGAAGUCCAGGAUGAGUUUUCAGUGGAUGAGACAGUCGCAGAAGCGGCCCUUGCUCCCCUAGAGUCUCGUGCUUCAGAGCAACCUGAUGUGACCCCUGAUGCUGUGUACUUUACCCCAUCUAGUGGGGAUCCACCGUUAUUAAAGCUGAAGGCGCCGGAGGAAGACACCAGUAACAAGAAAGAGCCCUGCUGUGGGCUCAUGUAGAGUCUGUGAGAGAACACGGCAAUCACAAAACGCUGAAUAUCAGGCAGGUAUGUGGAAAUGAGCCGUGCUGUGGAACCUGCACAUCAAGUAUUUCAACACUAAUAUCAAUAUUAGCGUGCAUGAUGGAUGGAUGGACACAGCUUCUGAUGAAUAUACAGAAAUAUAUCAAACAAACUGAAUACCAAAACCCAUGAAUGUUAUGGAGAAGGUUUUCUCAACCGUUAAUCACACAAGUGCAAUACUUUCACACACACUACGCACUAUAUGAUUCAAUAGCUGUUUUAUUGCAUUGUUUUGUUAAAUGCUAAUAGAGAAAAACAGUUUAGAAGUCCAAUAUAAACGCAGUCAAACUACUGUAACCGAGAGAAAUAUCUCAUGUUUAACAGAUUUGUGGGAUGGAUCAUUACAGUUUAAAUCAGUAACACUUUACAGUAAGGUUCCUCUCAUCACACAUCACUUAGCAUUGGCUAACAUAAACUAACAAUGAGCAACAACAUGUUUAUAACAUAUUUAGUCUUUGUUAGUGUUAAUAUCAAUACGAUUAGUCAUUGUUUGCUUAUAAGAGUUCAUUGUGCUUAAACUAAUGUGAACUGAUACAACAAAUUAAAAAAUAUAUCAGUAAAUGUUGAAAUAAGCUAACUAAUGGAAUCUUAUUGUAAAGUGUUAUCAUCUUUGAAUUCAACGUUUAUUUCAUAUUGGUGACUGUAACUUUCAUACAGAUGCUUUUGAAUUUCAUAACAUCGUGCACCAAACACUGUAAGCCAGCUUCUAUUUUCUUUUCACAUAUCAAUGUUUAUUGCAUCAGACUGCCUUGAAGAUUGUUUUAAAUAAAACAUAUUGAAGAUCACGACAACUUGUGAUUAAAUUUAAACAAUUAAAUUUAAACGAUUCAAAUUAAAUGUCAAACAAAAUGGAGCCAGUAAAUCUUCAAUGAUUGCUUAAUGUUUGAUUUAUUUAAUUUAUGGUUUAAGUUAUUGUUAGUGUUUAUUUUUUCAUAAGGUAUCACAUUCUUUAAUGACAAAGGUUUACUAUCAUUUCAAGUGCUUUUUUACCUCAUUUAAUUGAAACAGAUGAUGAACCUGCUUAUGAUGAAUGUUUAAAAUGAAAUCACAAUUUAUUAAUAUUGCACAAGAUAACUCAUUUGGGGAUUUUAUCUUGGGCAAUAUGUGCAGUAUUUUUACUCAAUCGUUGUUAAUGAUGUUUGAUAUGGAAUACAUCAUUUUAAUCUAAAGUUUUUGUAGAGCUACAAUGAUGUUUCUUUAUUUAACAAAAUGGUCUGUAAAAAUGUUUGAAUAGUCCAAAAAUUUCUUUUUUUAUACAUAAACGUAUAAUAUAUAUAUAUAUAUUUAAUGAACUUUAAAUGUUUGUGUGACUAUCACAGAGUUACUAUUUAUUCCCUGUGUUUUCACCUAAUUUAA
This is a messenger RNA of Paramisgurnus dabryanus, 3386 nucleotides long. RefSeq names its product protein phosphatase 1, regulatory subunit 16A (gene ppp1r16a). NCBI's taxonomy places the organism in Eukaryota, Metazoa, Chordata, Actinopteri, Cypriniformes, Cobitidae. The record is from RefSeq and is a predicted model, not a curated record. Gene Ontology annotation, cellular component: cytoplasm. Gene Ontology annotation, molecular function: enzyme inhibitor activity; protein binding; myosin phosphatase regulator activity.